AUGUCGACUGCCAACAAGACUGUGCCAGCUGGGUCUUACGCAUAUCCUAACACACUCGAGGGUGUUUACUACGGGCCCAAGUGCGUUGAAACCGCACUCCCAAAACUUUUGGACACUCUUGGAGCCAAACGAGCGCUUAUCGUAACAGGAAAGUCUCUCCGCAACAAGACUGGUGUUGUGGCAAAGAUCGAGAACAUCCUGAAGAAAAUAAAUGCAUUCGGUGCCACUUUCUCGGAAAUCGGAGAGCAUGCCCCCGAGGCUGGUAUCGAGAACGGCGUCUCCAAGUUUCGUGAAGUCGAUGCCGAUAUUAUAGUAUCCGUUGGUGGAGGUUCUCCCAUCGAUGCAUCAAAAGCUAUUAUUUUCAAGCUACAGCAACAAAGAUCACAAGAAUCGUCUGGCAAAGAGCCAGAGUUCUUGCGGCAGAUCGCAAUACCAACAACCCUGAGCGCGGCUGAGUACACGAGCGGUGCAGGUUAUACCAACAAACAGGGUGACAAGGCAAGUGUCAGUCAUCAAGAGCUUAUUCCGGCGGGGAUCAUACUGGACGCAGAGCUGACUCUUUCGACACCUGAACAAUUAUGGCUUUCCACUGGCAUACGUGCGUUGGACCAUGCAGUCGAGAGUCUAUACAGACCCGGAGUGCCCCUACCAAUGAAAACGCUCUGCCAUGCUGCUAUCGCUGAUCUUUUCCGUUUUCUCCUGUUAUCGAAGAAAGACAGCGAAGAUCUCGUUGCCAGGCAGAGGCUGCAAGUCGCGUCGUGGAUGAGCUUAUGGCCGCGGAGGCUUGAAAGGCACAGUCCGAUAGGAUUAUCACACACGCUUGGUCAUAAGCUUGGGGCAACCUAUGGAAUUCCGCAUGGUAUCACCUCAUGCCUGACGCUUGCGCCAGUCGUCAACCUACAAGCCGAAAUAGCAAGUCAAGAAGACAAGGAGUGCCUCGCUGAAGCUUUAUUAUAUCUUAGAGAGCCAUCAACCGGGACUGUCGAUGGAGAUGUCAGGAAACUAUCCCUUGUACAAGACCUCGGGCUGAAGAGGACGUUGAGCCAAUAUGGUGUACCAACGGCCGACAUUGAGCAGAUCGCGGUCCGUGCAGUUGGUCAAGAGGAUGAAGAAUUGUUUUCAAAGGUCAAGUAUAUUUUGGAGAGCAUCCACUGA
Molecule: messenger RNA, 1155 nt
Organism: Suillus bovinus
Lineage: Eukaryota; Fungi; Basidiomycota; Agaricomycetes; Boletales; Suillaceae
Product: alcohol dehydrogenase IV
Exons: 8
Coding region: 1-1155 (384 amino acids)
Cellular component (GO): mitochondrion
Molecular function (GO): alcohol dehydrogenase (NAD+) activity; metal ion binding
Source: RefSeq, a predicted model, not a curated record